This is a messenger RNA of Aspergillus tanneri, 411 nucleotides long. RefSeq lists its product as uncharacterized. NCBI's taxonomy places the organism in Eukaryota, Fungi, Ascomycota, Eurotiomycetes, Eurotiales, Aspergillaceae. The record is from RefSeq and is a predicted model, not a curated record. The coding region runs from base 1 to 411 and encodes 136 amino acids. The transcript is spliced from 3 exons.
AUGUUCGUGAGCGCUGCUCUCAGUGCUGUCGGGUAUCAGAUUAUCGCGGGCUCCUCCACCGGCUUUACCUCCCAGAUCGCGGUCAUGGCAAACACAGCAUCUAAUUGGUGGAUUAUUCUCGUAUCGGCGGCGCAGUCGGUCUUUGGAAAUAUGCUUAUUCGCCGCAUUCAGGAGACAGUGUCUGGGUUGUCGCCGUCUGCUGUGAUCGGUGCAGGAGCUUCCGCUCUCAGGAAGACCUUUACUGCGGAGCAACUGCCUGGGGUCUUGACGGCUUACACGGAUGGACUUACGGGGGCUUUUGCGGUGGCUACCGCUUUGUUGGUUAUAAGUGCCCCGCUGGCUUUGUUGGCUCGGUGGGAGAAGUUUAAGGCCGGAGGCACCACCGCCAUCGGACACCGACGGGGGGGUUGA